AUGGCGCACAAUCGUAAGAGAAGUAACAGCACUCCUCCCAAGCCAUCGAAUCUCUCGACGAUUUCGUUUCCCCCCGUGCCAUCGCGGCUCUCGCUGGACCACGACGAUCAUCCGGGACGACCCUCGCCGAGCUCAACACGACUGGAUGAUCCGCAUACUGAUAGCGAGAGAGUGCAGCCGAAAGCACGCAAGGGGUUUAGACGCAAAGUGACGUCCAAAGUGGGCGAAUUGGUAAAAGCUGGGUUAUCUACGCCACCGCAUGCAUCGCAUAUGGUCGCUGGUCCAAGCUUUAUCUAUGCCCCAGACUCCACGCCGCUCCUCUCCUUUGCAGAGAUUCAGCGACAUCAACAACUCGCAAUGAGCGGUGGCAGACAUCACGAUCUCCAGGGCAUUCCUCUUCCAACCCCUUUCUUUGAUCCGGACAUCUAUUAUUUCGCCCCCAGGUCCAACGUCAGCAAAAGACCGUUGACGGCUGCAGCUGCAGAGAGCAGCACCUCUCUCGCAAACAGUGCUUCAAGCACACUGACAAGGGCUACGUCGGUUGGUAAUAAAUCUUCCAUUACGCGGCGACGCGAUCGACAUGCAAGCCAAGCGUCCUCAGCUAUUCCUGCUACUCCUUCUUCUCCCCCUUUCUCCCCGUCCAAACCCUCGACAUCUACUCCGUCUUCAAGAAAGAGACCUUCAGCGGGAACAGGUUCUACAUCGGCCAUUCCAGCGACUGCCAUACCCGUGUCCUCAGAAGACCUACCCUCCAAUUCAUUCGAGUUUGAACUCGUCGAUAUCGAUCCUUCUUCCUCUCUGCCCACGACCGUGAACCUCUCGUUAUCCAACUAUCCUGCGGGCCCCUCUUACUUUGUGCCACCCGCAAGAGCACCCGAGCAUUCGCAAGAUUCC
Acaulospora colombiana is the source of this 894-nucleotide messenger RNA. Lineage: Eukaryota; Fungi; Glomeromycota; Glomeromycetes; Diversisporales; Acaulosporaceae. The record is from the annotation of a GenBank genome assembly.